AUGAGCACAAAUGCAGUCUAUGGACCACUGCAAGCUAAUCCACCGGCGUUGAAACCCUGGCUGAACACCAAAACUGGAGCCCCUGCCAACCCAACCGAUGUGUCCCGCGGUGUCUUUGGUGCCACUGUAGGCAUUAAUCGUCUGCUGAGGCUUUGGGACAAAUACGACAUCAAGACAACGUGGUUCAUACCAGCACAUUCUGCGGAGUCUUUUCCGCAUCAGAUACGCAAAAUCGUCGAAAAUGGACAUGAAAUUGGGCUACACGGCUACACACACGAAUUCGUCUCCCUUUUGAACGAACAACAGCAACGAGACGUUUUGGGAAAGAGCAUACAGGUCUUGACAGACAUUGCAGGCAAGAAACCGCGCGGCUGGACUGCACCUGCCUGGAGCACGAGUAGGGAGACGAUCAAGCUCCUCGAAGAGUUCGGAAUUGAGUACGAUCACUCCUUCAUGCAUCAUGACUCUCAGCCCUACUACGUUCCUUCCCCGCACCUCAGCACAUGUACAGAAACCGACGUAUCAAAGCCAGCUUCUCACUGGAUGAAGCCCAUGUCAACACUGAAGCCAUCCACAGUCGUGGAGAUACCUGCAAAUUGGCAUCUGGAUGAUUGGCCACCUUUCCAGCUCUCACUAACACAGCCAAGCACGCAUGGCUUCGUCGAUACCGCGGUCAUCGAGCGCUUGUGGAAGGAACAAUUCGAGUUUCUGUAUCGCGAAUGUCCUGAUGACGGAAGCUUCAUCUUCCCAAUCAGCAUCCACCCGCAGGUGAGCGGUAAACCACAAGUCAUCUUACUGCACGAGAGGCUCAUCGAGUGGAUCAACGGACACGAAGGGGUAGAAUGGGUCACUAUGGAGCAAAUCGUUGAUGAGUUCAAAAGCGGCAAUCUGAGCGGCGCGACCAUAGAGGGUGGGGCGGACGUGUAA
Molecule: messenger RNA, 927 nt
Organism: Alternaria hordeiaustralica
Lineage: Eukaryota; Fungi; Ascomycota; Dothideomycetes; Pleosporales; Pleosporaceae
Exons: 4
Coding region: 1-927 (308 amino acids)
Biological process (GO): carbohydrate metabolic process
Molecular function (GO): hydrolase activity, acting on carbon-nitrogen (but not peptide) bonds
Source: RefSeq, a predicted model, not a curated record